This is a messenger RNA of Micromonas pusilla CCMP1545, 1212 nucleotides long. RefSeq lists its product as uncharacterized. The coding region runs from base 1 to 1212 and encodes 403 amino acids. The transcript has a single exon. The record is from RefSeq and is a predicted model, not a curated record. NCBI's taxonomy places the organism in Eukaryota, Viridiplantae, Chlorophyta, Mamiellophyceae, Mamiellales, Mamiellaceae.
AUGACGACGCUGUCCUCCCCCGUGCGCGGCCUCGGGAGCGUGAACCUUCUCGACGACGACGCGGCGAGACCGCCGAUGGGCUUGGACGGCGCGGACCGCCCGCCGUGGAUGGACGCGGAGGACGGGACGGACCCGUACGGCGACGACUCGUCCCCGCGAAGGGGCGGGCCUCUGAUGGGCGCCGCGAGGACGGGCCCGCGGCGGACGCGCGACGACGCGCUGCGCUUCGCCGCGAGCGCGGCGAGCGCGCAGGGGGCGUCGAUGCUGAAAGAGAGCUCCGCGCGCGGGACGGGGAUCGGGAACGCGCCCGCGACCGGGGGAUCGUCCCGGCGCGGCGGCGAUCGCGCGGGCGCGAGCGACGAGCACAACCACUACGAGGUGUUCCCCAGGCAGGGCGCGAGGAAGCCCGCGUUGCUGCUUCAGCUCGAGAGCCUCCUUCAGGAGAAACUUCGGCAGACGGGGAAACUCGCGGAGGCGAAGACCGGGCGGUGGGGCGCGGCGUCGCACGAGCCCAUCGAGGACGCGUACGACCCUUCCGGCGUGCUCGCCUUGGAGGCGCAUCGCCAGACCUUCGAGGCGUUCAUCAACGCGUUCGCGACGUACCGUCCGCUGCUCGAGAAGGUGAAGGACCACUACGACCGAGCGUUAGACGCCGCGCUGAAGACGGAGCACGAGAACGUGUUCCUGCGGUCGGAGCUCGCGGCCGUGGAGCGUCGGAAAGCGAAGGCGAUCGAGUCCGCGCGCGCAGAGGCGAACGCGAAGGCGGCGAACGCGCGCGGCGAUCUCGCGCGUCGCGCCGUCGUCGCGGAGGAGGCGGUGGCGGCGGCGGCGAAGGCGGUCGCCUCGAGAGACGCCGAGAUCGAAGCGCUGAGAGCUCAGGUCGCGGCGUUGACGAGAGAGCGCGACGACGCGGUCAAGGAGAGGGGGAUCAUGCGGGAUAAGGCCCUCGCGGACGCGAGCUGGUCGAGCACGCCGGCGACGGAGCGACUGAGCGAGAUGACGCUUCCGCCCGUGCCCCCGCACUUCCAACGCGCGGACGUGAAGCUCGAGGACGGCGAGGGCGGGUUGCGCGCGCACGUGGACGGCGACGAGGAGGAGGCGGCGGAUGCGGCGGAGGAGGAAGCGGGCGUCGUCGCUGAGGAGGCAGCGGAGGAGGAGGGGGAGGGCGACGAGGAGAGGGCGCCGGAAGAGGCGGGCGACGCCGCGGAGUGA